AUGUUCCCACGUCGGGUGUUGAAGCCCUAUCUGGCAGAGUUUCUUGGCACGGCCUUGCUGAUCGUCCUCGGAGAUGGCGUCGUUGCCCAGUGCCUGCUUUCGGACUACCAGUAUGGUACCUGGCUGUCUAUCAACGUCGCCUGGGCUGCUGCCGUCUCCCUCUCCGGUUACAUGUCUGACCCCGGUCCGACUAUUAACCCAGCUGUGACUAUCUGCACAGCUCUGGUGCGCCCAUCUUCUGGACAGUGGAAGACCAUCCCUGGCAAACUAGCUGCACAGUUCUUGGGUGGAUUCGUUGGUGCUGCCAUCGUGUAUAUCAACUACCGGUCGGCCAUCAAGGCGUGGGAUCCUGAAUACACCAUUCCAUGGGGUUCGAUCCUGAGCCCAUCCGGCCAUCAUUCAGCGGGCAUCUUCUCAACCUAUCCAUCAGCCUUUUUCGAGUCAAAUUGGGAGGCUGUGUUUGCUGAGGUUCUGGGCUCAGCCGUGUUGAUGUUUGGCUGUCUCAGCAUCUCUGAUCCGGCAAAUGCCCAGAGGUUCCCCGCCCCUCAGCUCUCGAUGUUCCUGCUCCUGCUUAGCAUCGGAGCGGCAUUGGGCUGGCAGACCGGCUAUGCUCUUAACCCCGCCAGAGACUUUGGGCCGAGAUUGUUCUCUGCCAUCAUUUAUGGACGUGAGGUGUUUACGGCGGCUGGAUAUUAUUUCAUUGUUCCCCUCUUUGCCCCUGUUGUCGGCUGUUUGAUAGGCGCCAUGACUUACGACGGAAUGCUUUAUGAAGGAGAGGGAUCCCGCGUCACCGAUGCAUUGGAUAAGGUCGAGGAGCAUGGCUCCCUCCGACUGCAGUGA
Messenger RNA from Penicillium nucicola, 840 nucleotides. RefSeq lists its product as uncharacterized. The record is from RefSeq and is a predicted model, not a curated record. Gene Ontology annotation, cellular component: plasma membrane. Lineage: Eukaryota; Fungi; Ascomycota; Eurotiomycetes; Eurotiales; Aspergillaceae. The transcript has 2 exons. Gene Ontology annotation, biological process: glycerol transmembrane transport; water transport. The coding region runs from base 1 to 840 and encodes 279 amino acids. Gene Ontology annotation, molecular function: water channel activity; glycerol channel activity.